GAGAGUUUUGUCAUCACUUAGAGUCUGAAUAACGUCAAGCGUCUUCACCAAUUGACUGCUCGUGGUCGCUAUUCUGCCAGGUUAUCAAUACAACGACAUACCCUCCAAGUGGAGAACAACUCCUGUCCCCCAAUAGCCGAGGCGGAGGAAUCGCGCCUGAUCCGCCAUUAUCCGCGCCAUCUAAACUGAUCUUCCCAAGUCGAUCCUUCUUGCUCUCUUCCCUUACCCGGCCAUGGAUUUCACUCGAAUCAUCAUCGGACUCACCCUCUGGAUCCUCUUCCGCAUCAUCAAAAGCCGAUUCUUCCCCGCCGCCCCCAUCAUGCCACACGGAAAAGUCAUCGAGGUUGACAACCCUGUCAUCUUCAAGGCUCUCACCUCGUCCGGGCCCGUCGUGGUCGAUUUCUUCGCGACCUGGUGCGGCCCCUGCAAGGCUGUCGCCCCGCAGAUCGGCAAGCUCAGCGAGACCUACACCAAUGUCCGGUUCAUUCAGGUCGACGUCGACAAGGUGCGCUCCGUGGCGCAGGAGCUGCAGGUCCGCGCCAUGCCGACCUUUGUGCUGUAUAAAGAUGGGCAGUUGCAGGAGAAGCGCGUGGUCGGUGGAAAUGUGAGGGAGUUGGAGGAGGCUAUUAAGAGCAUUGCUUAGAUUUCUUCCUGCCUUAGGCGGUCGGACAGAGGGUGGUGCUAGUUGCAAGAGUUGGGAUAUAUCUCUUUCCAUGGUGUGUGCGUUAGGGAACCGUGAGUUUAAAAGGUUGGAAGCCAUACACUGAUCUUGGAAGACGAAAUGACAUUGCUCCAUGCUUGUAAGUACACCAGGAUAAUCCAAAUAGAACGCC
Aspergillus homomorphus CBS 101889 is the source of this 833-nucleotide messenger RNA. Its product is annotated as thioredoxin family protein. NCBI's taxonomy places the organism in Eukaryota, Fungi, Ascomycota, Eurotiomycetes, Eurotiales, Aspergillaceae. The record is from RefSeq and is a predicted model, not a curated record. The transcript is spliced from 3 exons. Bases 233 to 643 code for a protein of 136 amino acids.